AUGGCGAGCUGGCAUUGUGAGAUCCAGCGAAGAUUCUUUCUGGUGCUGGGUGCGUUGCAUGGCUGGGCUUUUUGUUUCCUGUUUCCUGAACGCGUCCUACAACAGCUCCAGCGAGUUCCUCAUCCUGCAGAAUACCACCAUACCGGGCAGGUCAGAGCGUUAGACUUUAAUCCUCUGCAGACUCACCUCUUGUCAUCCGGUGCCAUUAAUGGAGAGGUUUGCAUAUGGGAUCUGAAAGAUUCUAUGAAGCCGUAUGCCCCAACGCCUGGAUCUAGGAGCACAAACUUGGAUGAGAUUACCUCGGUCGCAUGGAAUCAGCAAGUCCCAUAUGUCCUCACUGGGGCGAGCAUGACCGGCUACACCGUUGUCUGGGAUCUCAGAGGGAAGCGCGAGGUCGUUGCUCUGGCGUACGGUGGUGGAGCUGGAAUGCUUGCAGGCCAAGUCAGUGCGACGAAUGGCCUUGCUGUUGGUGGACGAAGAGGGAUGAGCACCAUUGCCUGGCAUCCAGAUAACGCUACGAGACUUGUUACAGCAUCCGAGGACGAUUCUUCUCCCAUCAUCAUGGUCUGGGACCUUCGCAACGCAUGCGUUACUGGCCAUGAGAAGGGUAUCCUGUCGCUGUCUUGGUGCAAGCUACCGAGCACGUCAAACUGGACAUUCCAAGUCGAAUGGUGCCCUCGUAACCCAGACCUCCUUGCUACUGCCUUCUUCGACGGCACCGCCGGCACUCAUUCCAUCCAAUCGAACAACGAGCCCGCCACUACUGCCACACCUGCACCCGCCGACUCAAAGCGGCACCCUUUCACUGAAGCAGCCCCCAAAAUGGCUGAAAUGUCCGGCAUCCAGCUCUUGAGGUUUUGGUGGAAAGCUGGCAUCGGGAAGCACCACAGUGCCAUCAUCCAUCUCCGCAAAGUUGUCACAGAGCAGAACCUGGUUGUAGAGGCUACGAAGUUGAAGACCGCCAUCGAAGGAGAUUCACUGAAGUCAUUUGCGCAGGAGAAGGCAGAUGCGGUGGCUGAUGGACAAGAGGCUUGGAAGGCGCUGCUGAGCCUUUUCCAGGCUGAUUCUCGGGACGAGUUGGUCAUGCUUUUAGGGUUUUCCAAGGCGGAUAUUGCAGCUCGUGUUGUGGAGGCAGUGGAGAAGCUCAAGGUCAUGAAGCAAUCGUCGGAGGAAGAGGUUGAGGCUGAGGAAGAUGAUGGCGAGCUGAAGACUCACGAACCCAUGGUCUCGUUCGCUGAAGAGCAUACAUUCCAUGUUGCUACCGACGACGAUCCUUUUGGUGGGGCUGUUGAAAAGACCCCCUCAGAAAUCAGCGCCGACGCUACCUCUGAUGGUAACCGGCUGACUGAUAUUGAGUCUACUACGACGGCGCUUUCUCUAUUUGGGGAUGAUGGACCCAGAAUGCCUCAGCGAGAUGUUGCAGGCGCAGACUUUUUCAGCAGCAUCGGCCUCUCAGGAGAGAGCAUACCUCCCAUCGACGUUCCUCAUACAGACUAUGGAAUCGACUCGUCGGUUGCUAUGACCAUCGGUUCUGGACCUUCAUCGGUGACGUCUGAGACGUCGAAGAGCAAUACCUUCAAGAUCUAUCCUGCAGACAAGUCUGAGACUGAUCGUCUGGUCACCAAGGCACUCGUUCUUGGAGACUUUGACUCUGCAGUGUUGUUGUGUCUCUUCGGACCGAUUCACAGAUGCUAUCCUCCUCGCACCGAAGGGAGGACCGGAGCUCUUACAGCAGACCCAAAAGACCAGGAGAUCUUUGUGGUUAUCUGCACGUUUGCGAGCAAGGAGGAGUUCCCCAGCCUUACUGAGCAGCUUGGCCGGAGACUGGAGUUCCAGUUCGCAGUGUCCAAUGCGUCAGGAUCCUGCGCAGGUUUCUCAGUUCUGCAAAGGAUUGCUAGUAUUUGGUUGGAAGAGAUGGCUGAGCAAGAGUCGGUGCUGUUGGUGGAUGCAAAGCAUCAGGAAGACUCGUAUUAUACAGAUCAUGCACAGGCACUGCAGUCCUUCAUCGAGAAGGUUACGGUCUUCCGGUCGGCUACGAAGUAUGUCAACAGUGACCUCCAGCAGAAAUCGGAUAUCAAGACGUUCAAGCUUGCUAAUCUGUAUGACCGGUACUUUGAAUACGCAGCGCUUCUUGCUUCACAGGGUCUGGCAGAGGAGGCGACAGUGUUUUUGAAGCUGAUGCCUAGUGAUUAUAAAGGGCCUGGUUAUGAAACUAAUACGAAGUUGAAGGCAGUCAUCGAAGGAGACUCAAUGAAGUCAUUUGCGCAGGAGAAGGAAGAUGCGGCGCUUGAAGAGCGAGAGGCUCAGAAGGUGCUGCCAGGUCCGGAUUCUCGAGAUGAGCGGGGAGCUUUCAAGGCAGAUAUUGCAGCGCGCAUUGCGCUGCGGUUGGAGAUUAUAUAG
This is a messenger RNA of Desarmillaria tabescens, 2400 nucleotides long. RefSeq lists its product as uncharacterized. The transcript is spliced from 7 exons. Bases 1 to 2400 code for a protein of 799 amino acids. NCBI's taxonomy places the organism in Eukaryota, Fungi, Basidiomycota, Agaricomycetes, Agaricales, Physalacriaceae. Gene Ontology annotation, cellular component: endoplasmic reticulum exit site; COPII vesicle coat. The record is from RefSeq and is a predicted model, not a curated record. Gene Ontology annotation, molecular function: protein binding; structural molecule activity. Gene Ontology annotation, biological process: endoplasmic reticulum organization; endoplasmic reticulum to Golgi vesicle-mediated transport; COPII-coated vesicle cargo loading.